Messenger RNA from Cucumis melo (muskmelon), 592 nucleotides. Its product is annotated as mitochondrial import receptor subunit TOM5 homolog. The transcript is spliced from 2 exons. Gene Ontology annotation, cellular component: mitochondrion; mitochondrial outer membrane translocase complex. Bases 143 to 352 code for a protein of 69 amino acids. The record is from RefSeq and is a predicted model, not a curated record. NCBI's taxonomy places the organism in Eukaryota, Viridiplantae, Streptophyta, Magnoliopsida, Cucurbitales, Cucurbitaceae.
AUUUUUACAUUCAAGGGUAGAUUCGUAAUGUUGCUUUUGCACAAAGUCUACAAGUCGAUUUCUCGCGUCUUCAAACCAAACCCCCAGAACCUAAAACCCUAACGCUCGCAAUACGCCUUCGCUCUCUGUACUCCGCGCGAAAAUGGCCGACGAUUCCAGCUCGGUGAAGAAGGUGAAGAAUCUUCUCUUUUCCGGUACGGCGAAUUCCGUCGAGACUGUGAAAUCCUUUUUCAAUUCUCAGGUUUAUGACGAAGAAAAGUGGGCCUUGAACAUGAAAUUGCUUCGUGCCGCUGGGAUGUUUGCAGGAUCCAUUCUUCUCAUGCGGAAUUACGGAGAUCUGAUGACAAUAUGAGAGUUUGCGAGAGGGCAGCAAUUCUUAGCGCAUUACGUUUCUCUACUUCUUAGUUUGUUACAGCUUUAUUCAAUUUCGAAAUAGGAAGUUUCGAUUUUUUGUCCUCUUGGUCAAACUGAUGAGAAUGUGUUCUCUUUUCCCUUUGUAGUAGACCAAUCUUUUAAAUGCACUCUUUUUCACCUAAAACAGACUACAAAAUGAAAAAAAAUGAAAUCCAAAACACUUGAUUAGACCUUGAAA